This is a messenger RNA of Doryrhamphus excisus (bluestripe pipefish), 1874 nucleotides long. NCBI's taxonomy places the organism in Eukaryota, Metazoa, Chordata, Actinopteri, Syngnathiformes, Syngnathidae. The record is from RefSeq and is a predicted model, not a curated record.
GCUACAGCCGUUGCCUAGAAACGUUUGUCAACAUUAGCUGACUGCUAGCUAAAACGUUCAACAUUCAAGGUAGGUUAGUUGUCACCAUGUCGGUGCCGUUCGGUGACGCGCACCUGAGAAUUCCGCGGGGAUUUGGUGCCAUCCUAGAAUGCCUGGCCCGGGAAAUUCUACGGGACCAGCCUGGAGACAUUCCCAAAUAUGCUGCCCUCUACUUCAAAAACCUCCUCAAGCAACGAGAAGAAAGUGGCGUGGACCCAUCUGAGUGGGCUGGCAGCCUGGAAGAUAGAUAUGAGUUUAACCGUGCAUUUCAGACUAUUUCUGAGCAAGAGCCUGCGACAGAAGUUCCCAUAUCUAAAGAUAAACCGCCUGACUCUUCAGCAGAGGAUCAGUCAACACAUACUGCUGAGGCCACACAAGUCUCAGCGCCGGCUUCUGAUCAAGUUGAUCUGACGGACAAUGCUAAAAACGAUGCUGUACCUCCAUCUGAGCCCACUGAUACAGGAGGAGAGACACAAGCUGGAGCAUCAGAGGAAAAAGGGAAUGCUGAAGCUGAAGAACCAGGAGAGGCUUUGGUGCAGUCUGAUCUUGUUGGGGCGGACACUGACGUGGACGCUGAGACGGAAGCUGAGACUGAAGCUGAGACUGAAGCUGAGACGGAAGCUGAGACUGAAGCUGAGACAGAAGCUGAGACAGAAGCUGAGACGGAAGCUGAGACAGACGCUGAGGUGGAGGCAGAUGUGGAUGCUGAGACUGAUACUAAGGUGAACGCUGAAGUAGGUGGUGAGGUGGAUGCUGAAACUGAGGCUGAAGUGGAUGCUAACGCGGACGCUGAGGCCGGAGCUGACGUAGAAGCUCAUGUAGAAGCUGAGGCGGAAGCUGAGGCGGAAGCUGAGACGGAAGCUGAGGCGGAAGCUGAGGCGGAAGCUGAGGCGGAAGCUGAGGCGGAAACUGAGAUGAAAGCUGAGGCUGAAGCUGAAACUGAGGCGGAAGCUGAGGCUGAAACUGAGGCUGAGGCUGAGGUAAAAGCUGAGAUGGAAGCUGAGGUAGAAGCUUCAGAGCAGGAAAGACCAGAGGCAACCGCAGAGGAAGUCCAGGCUGAUGAUGGUAAAGAAGAUGAGGUUGAUAAUUCACAGGCCGUUGAUGAGGAGAACCCGCAAAUCCAGUCUGAAGAAACCGAAGGAAUCCAAGUUCAAAGCGAAACCCUCGAUGAGGAGCAAGAAGCUGGAGAUCAGGAUGGAGGGACAACUGAAGAGGGCGGAGCAGGUUUGGAGGCCGCUAACGAGGAAGAGGAAGGCAAUGUGGACAGCAGCAAAGGUUUGGUUGAGGUUGACUUUGAGGAGAUCCCAGAGGCUCAGCAAAGUGAUGACAUGGAGCAGAAGCCAGAAGAAGACAAAGGUCCAGAAGAGGUUACAGAGAUGGGGGGUCCUGAAGAGCAAGGCAACGAUGAGCCUGGAUUAGAGGGAGAGCAAGAUGACCAGAACAAAGAGGAAACGAAAGACGAGGCGGUUGCUGAGCACCCAGAGGAGGCGGGGCCAGAGGAUGCGACAGAAGCUGAUGAUCAACAAGGGGAUUACUACCUGAAAAGUGAGGUCGCAGACAUGGACUGCCGUAAUGAGGAACGCAGCCGGCCCCAGGAAGAGGAGGACAUCAUGGACAUCCCACUGGAUGACCCCGAGGCUAACAGGGCGGCUGCCAAGAUCCAGGCCGGCUUCCGUGGUCACAUGACCCGCAAGAAGAUGAAGCCAGAGGACAAAGCGGAAGCAGAGGAGCUGAGGGAGUCAGCUGCAUCAGCGCUUCAGAAGGCAGCGGAUGCGGCUGGAGGGGCCCAGCAGAGGGAGACAAACCUGCUUUACAUUCAGGUUUUCCAUGAAUAA